CUCUUGAGAGCAUUCUUCUAUAUGGCUAGAGUUCGAUCUGGACCAACGAUCAAAAUCGAUUCCGCUGAGACUCUCAACGACGCAACAGCCACCUGAACAACCUUUUCAGAGGCGAUGUUCUAGAACCGCUUCCACUGCUUCUUUCUCUGCCCGUCGCCGCCCGAGGGAAUCCUCCGCUUAACGUCUUCUCCUUCUUCUCUUCUUCGCCAGUCAAAUCCGCACGUUGUCGCCCAUUCUCCCAUUCCAUUCGGCUGCUUGUAAUUCUCUCGCUCUUGCUCUGGACUCGCCUCGCCUUCUGCCCUCUGGAGAGACCAAACAAAUCCGCCAUGCGACGUCGUUGGCGGUCCCAAAGCUAAAUAAUCGUCGCACCGAUUCCGGCCGCUUGCCUCGAGUGGAAAGAGAGACACAGCGCAGCGCGCCUCAUCAAUAUUAGUGCCAUUCACCUUCAAAUCUCAAAUAUAUAUACGACCGAGACACCCCCCAUCCCACGGGCGGCCAGGAUGCGAGGCCACACCCACACCCACACCCGCCUCCACUCCAAGCCAUAUUUCGAUCUCGACGUCGGUCUGGCCAAUUCCGCUCACUCCCGCAACACCUCUUCUUCUUCGACGACGACCUCUUCGUCCGUCUUUCAGCAACUCUCGUCGUCCAUUCCUGUUACGACUUCGCUCAGCUUUACCACUCCGCUGAAGAUUGCGCCGACGCCUGAACCUACGAGGGUGCAACUCCAGCGACAGCGACUUCAAGAGCAGCAUGCACGGACACCUGUGAGCAAGGCUAGAACUAUUCCCGCGUUCAAGACUUCUGCUGCAUUCUUCGCUUCCCUCCGAACCAAUCUCCGACUCCACGCCUCCCCACCACCAAGCCCGCUCUCCACUCCCCCGUCCAUGCGCGGCUCCACCACCUCGCUCCCACCGCCAUCACCGCUCUCCUUCCCCGCCCUCUCAAUGGACGACCACGACCCCACCUCCGACGACCACGAUGACCACCAUCACCCUCCUCACGACCCUCUCGACGGCGUCCCCGAACUGACCUCCUACCUCACAACCGACGACGCCGAGCGAACAGAAGGACUGAAACUCGUCGCGGACAGCGUGGCGCAACAACGACAACUCGCGAAUCAAACAUUACUCUACAACCCGGCAAACCUCGCGGUGAUGAUCGCCAUCCUCUCCUUCGCCGGGAGGUACGUGUGGAGGAGGUAUCAUCACGACUACUACAUCCUCGGCAUGACGGUCAUCGGACUCAUCAUGGCCGGUAUGGCGGGUGCUCGGUUCGCGACGCAGGGAUAUCUUUUCGCAGCGGAGGAGAUUAAUUGGGAUUGGGUCGGGGAUAGCGAUGUGUUGGUCACGAAAUUUGGAGAGGAGGUCAUUGCUGCGGUUGUCAUUGAGUGGGUGAGUGGUGAGAGUCGGCAGAAGAGGAAGAAGGCUUGGAGGGGACUGAUCAGGGCGUGGACGGUGAGGUUGAAGUAUCGCGGGAAAGGGGUGGGGAGUGCGUUGUUGGAGGAGGCGGUGGCGGAGGCGAAGAGGAAGGGGGCGGAGGGGUUGGAGUUUGCGGAGGACCAUGCUAAUUCGAGACGUGUCCUCCCGGCUUUCUAUAAUGGUUACUUUGACCGGCAAGAUCGCAAUGCGAGGGAACUGCUGGAGAAUUUGAUGCAGUCCAGUCCGGGACGAGGGAAGAGGAAGUGA
Messenger RNA from Zymoseptoria tritici IPO323, 1688 nucleotides. RefSeq lists its product as uncharacterized. Gene Ontology annotation, molecular function: acyltransferase activity, transferring groups other than amino-acyl groups. Lineage: Eukaryota; Fungi; Ascomycota; Dothideomycetes; Mycosphaerellales; Mycosphaerellaceae. The record is from RefSeq and is a predicted model, not a curated record. The transcript is spliced from 3 exons. The coding region runs from base 501 to 1688 and encodes 395 amino acids.